Sebastes umbrosus (honeycomb rockfish) is the source of this 2896-nucleotide messenger RNA. It is a transcript of the gene bag5, whose product is annotated as BCL2 associated athanogene 5. Gene Ontology annotation, biological process: regulation of inclusion body assembly; negative regulation of protein ubiquitination; protein stabilization. The transcript has 3 exons. The coding region runs from base 389 to 1858 and encodes 489 amino acids. Gene Ontology annotation, molecular function: protein-folding chaperone binding; adenyl-nucleotide exchange factor activity. Gene Ontology annotation, cellular component: nucleus; membrane; cytoplasm. The record is from RefSeq and is a predicted model, not a curated record. Lineage: Eukaryota; Metazoa; Chordata; Actinopteri; Perciformes; Sebastidae.
GGCUAAAAUGAGAGGAAAGGUGGGGCUGAGUCAGGUGAUCACAGACACAAUAGCAUCCAGAGAGGAGAACAGGCUGCCUUACUGCUCUAGAGGAGCUAAAAUGAGGAUUUAGAUAUAAUUAAAGCUUCAGGGAGGUUUAUAUGUGUUAAGUUUUAAAGAGAUAGUAGGUGGAGGAAGCCUCUCUGGUUGUCUGUGGGAGGGGCAACACCAGCUACACCAGACACACCGCAGUCAGUCAGUCAGUCUUUGGUGCUGAAGCUGAGCAGAGCAUCUCCAUCUCUCCAUCACUCACAUCAUCUUUCUGGGUUGUGUUGGUUGAUCCAUCUGGAUGCCACUUUGCUCCACGACCCGCCCUGCUGCAGGCUGAUGGAAACAGACAUCCGUAACAAUGUGUGCGAAUGUGUUUGGAGUUUUAAAAAGCCUGUUUGGGAAGCCCUUUGAUGGUGGGAAGAGGAUGGACCAUGGCGUCCCUCAGCAACAACAGCAACAUCCGAUGGAGCAGCAGCAGCAGCCGUAUCAUCCGCAGCACCCUGCCAUGAUGCGGCUGUACGAGGUCCAGAAGGAGGUGGCGUCUCUGGGGCCUCAGGUCUGCACCUUCAGCGGCCUGCAGCAUGACCGCGACUACAAGCGUCUGGAGCGCGAGCUGACGCGGCUGCUGCUGGACGUGGACCAGGUCGACACGGAGGGCAAACCGGAGCUGCAGGGGGCGCGCAAGAGAGCAGCACAGGAGGUGGAGGGCCUCCUGCGCUACCUGGAGGAGAACGCCACUCAUCCGGCCCGCGCUGCCAUCGAGGAAAUGAGCAACGCUGCGCGGCAGCUGGUGGACGACCGCGUGGUGGCGCCCCAGCGGUCCGGCGGGGUGGCUGAAAUAAACGACGAGCUGGUGGACGCCCUGCAGGAGAUCAUACUGAAGCUCACCCAAAUCAAGACCGAAGGGAGGGUGCCGCUCCGCAAGGCGCGCUACCGGGCCCUGACGCGUCUGUGCGCCAUACAGGAUGUGAUCGAAGGGCGUACGGAGCAGCAGACCCUCUCCCUGCCGCUGUCAGGGGAAACCCACGAGGCCGUGCACCGCAUCAACCAGGUGAUGGUGAAGGUGAGCGUGGCGCGCGGCCAGCUGGUGGCGCUGCUGAUGGGUCUGAGCGGGAGGGACAGUUGCGCCCACCUGUCACGGAUCCUGUUGGAGAUGCAGGUGGAGCUGGACGCUCUGGAUGUUUCCGGGAACGCGGCGAUCAGAAAUUACAGGAAACAGGUCGUGGAGGAGAUAAACGGGCUGCUGAAACAUCUGGACCUCGAGGGGGAGGGAGAAGACACGCGCAGGUACGACUUGGGGCAGCACAACUCCAUCCGUGAGAUCGAGGCGGUGCGAGCUCACGUCUCCCACCUGCGAGAGGGCGUCUUGCGGCACAGCGUGAUGGGGGAUCUGAGCUUCAGGCCCAAAGCCGAGCUGCAGAGCCUCCUCACUCACCUGGACCAAGUGGACACGGCCAAGAACCCGUGCAUCAGAGAGGCCCGCCGCCGCGCCGUGGUGGAGGUCCAAGCCAUCAUCACCUUCCUGGACCUCCGCGAGGCUCUGGGCCGCCGCCAGCCGGGCCCCAGCGAGCACCCGUCGCACCGGGCCGUGUGGCUGGUCCUGGGGAGCCUCUCGGACCUCCAGGCCCAGGCGCUGGGCUUCGACGGCAAGCGGAUCGACAAGAGCUACAUGAUGCUGGAGGAGCUGCUGACCAAACAGCUGCUGUCGCUGGAUGCCGUGGACCCGCAGGGCGACGAGACCACCAAGAUGGCGCGGAAGCAGGCGGUGAAGUUUGCCCAGAACAUCCUCAACUACCUGGACAUGAAGACGGACGAGUGGGAGUAUUGAUUCAUUUAAAAACUUUGGAUGGGACGUCGCUGCAGGAACGAAAAGGAGCUGAUAAUGUGUGUAAAUAAAAAAAACAACUGGUACGUUAUCAUUCCACGGGCUGUAAAUAUGGACUCAAAUCCCCAGAAUGCACUGCAGCAGCGCUUUUCUUUCGUCUCUUUGUGGUAGUUGUGGCCGACCGUGCUGAGAAGAACACAGAACUCCUUUUGUGAAACACACUUUGGAUUUAUUUUGUGCUUUUUGAACAUUUUCUUUUUAAAUCUCCCGAAUGUGUGUGAGUGUGUGUGUGAGAGUUGUUGUCUGUUGUCAUUGUACUGGGUGUGUGUGUGUGAGUGUGUGUGUGUGUGUGUGUGUGUGUGUGUGGUCGUUGAAGCCUGCUGCCAAAGCACUAAAUUAAUGCCUGUUACAGUGGUCGUUUCCUCCAGACUGCUCUUGAUAUCGAUGAAGUUUGAUGGAUUGCUUCGCAGUGGUUCCCCCGUCUGGCCUGAUUAAUCUGAGUUGCUAAUGGAGACACAGCCGAUGCAUGUGUUAAAUACAGUGACCUAAUUAGAGUCGUCCAGAUUGUGACACCUGUUGGUUCGGCGCCGAUUUUGAGACGGGUCUGAUUGCAGUCGCAGGGGGGUGUUCGUGUAGAGAAUGAUAGGAAGAACUACUCUGAUUGGCUCGUGCGGUACAGGAACGCCCACUUUUUCUUCUUCUUUACUUUAUCAACGCACAUCUGGUUCUGUCUGUUAUUAACGUAUGUAACGACACACAGAAAAAGACAGCAGUAGAUGUUGAGCUUUAUUCUAAUGACUUAUUGGAUAUGUUGGAUAUUUCUGUAUAGUAAAUUAGGGCUGUUCCCGAAUCAGAAUUUUUUGAUUUGACUCAAAUUUGUCUGUUCAAUACGAAGAUUCGACUAUUCGUUCUUUUUUUUUUUUUCUUCAUAUAGACUAUUUGUCAAUCAGAAAAUCCAUUGGCCGGAGUUUCAGUGAUGAUUUCGACCACAUUAACAUUCAAACCGUCAAAUGCGUUCCGCCACAGUUUCACAAUCGAACC